This is a messenger RNA of Lactuca saligna, 636 nucleotides long. The record is from the annotation of a GenBank genome assembly. NCBI's taxonomy places the organism in Eukaryota, Viridiplantae, Streptophyta, Magnoliopsida, Asterales, Asteraceae.
AUGGAUUAUGAUUUUUUUCAUGCAUCAGCGAUUUCACCUGCUUACAACUAUUGGUUUAGAACUUUAGAUCCUUCAGGGAAUUUGGGAAAAGAAAUGUCAUACCUAUGGCCACACCUUCUUAAGUUAAACGAGUUUGCAAGUUCAAGUGCAGUUACAGCCAAAUCAUCUUCAGGGGCUUCCAUUGAGUUGUAUGUGAAUUCUAGCUCAAUGUAUGAAACACCAAUUUCAUUUGGAGCCACACAUCUUCUAGAACGUAUGGCUUUCAAAAGCACAACUAACAGAGCAGUGAAAGCUGCUAUCAGUGAAUAUGCCAACAAUCCAGAAACCUUGUUGUUAGAGGCAAUUGAUUCUGUUGGAUAUUCUGGUGCAUUAGCCAAUCCUCUUCUUGCAUCAGAAGGCUCAUUAAACAGAUUAAGCAGUUCAAUUUUGGAAGAAUUUGUAUCUGAAAAAUACACUGCUCCUAGGAUUGUACUUGCUGCCUCGGGGGUUGAACAUGAGGAAUUGUUGAAAUAUGCAGAGCCUCUUCUGUCUGAUUUGCCAGGUGGCGUACAUUUUGAGGAGCCAAAGUCAGUUUAUGUUGGAGUGAUUGUCAUAACUUAUUUUCAUGAUACAGUAGGAGGUACUCAACCACAUUGA